AUGCCGCUAUUGAACGGAAAGAAUAAAAGCAAGAAACCAAAAUUCCUUCUGACUUUACGAAUCAAUGAGCUUAUCAAUAUACCGCAGUCUUCAGGGUAUUGCUAUGUCAAGUGGCAUUUGAAGGAGGGAACCGGAACUUCGACAUCAGGCCCGAUUGUAGAUUCGAAUGGGGAAGAGAUCCACGUUAUGAAUCAGAGCCAUGGCGCAACGCCUAGGAUCAUGGUGGAAAACCAUCGUGCCAGAUGGAAUUACGAAUUCGAAAGACCGCUCCAGAUCAAAAUGCAGGUGGAUAGAAAUAGAGAACUAAUAUCCAAGGUACUGUUGCUGGAGGUAUUCUUCGAAUUUCUGUCAGAUAGUGAGGGAAAUAAGCCUCGAAGGUCAAACUCAGGGUCCUACCCUGCGAAAAGCAGCCCAAACAAUGUUUAUACUCAGAAAGCUACUGGUAAGCUGCUUUUGGGUAUGGUGAGCCUCAACCUUGCGGAGUACGUGAGAGAAGACGAGCAGGCAACGACAAAUCGGUUUCUAUUGAAGAAGUCCAAAGUGAAUUCGAUCCUGAAUGUCAUGGUACAGAUUAAACUGAUAAGAGGAAGUUACAGAGAUUUCCUGGUGUCCAGGAGUUUGGUACCUGGGGCUCUGCGGUCGGGUAUUAAUGAUAUUUUGGAUGACUCCUCUGAUAUGGGAUCGUCGACUUCGUCUGCCUUCCAGCCCUCAGUGUCGUCGCCAUUGAGAAACAAGUUUAGCAUGGGCCAACGAAAGACCGUAGGCAGCAGCUUCGCUUCUACAGAGAGGUCGAAGAACUUUAUAUCGGCUUCCAUGAGUCCCCUGGUUGAUAGCCUCUACCAGAAGACAUUCCAACUGCCUUGGGAUCCAAGACCUGGCGAAUUCACGCCUAGAGAGUGUGUUGAAGACAUCCUUCAGGGGGGGAAUGGAUGGGCAAAGAAUGAGAAAGGGAUAUGUCUAAUCGAUUUACAGGCUCUCCGACUAAACGAGCUGGAAAGCGACUAUUAUGAUAAGCACAGAAUUGGACAAGUCUUGGGAAGCACAGAGGGAGAUGGGAGCAGUGUUGGUCAAAGUGCGACGAACUAUGAGCACAUGGAUAAGCGAGAGUUUUUGGAAAAGAAACAACUUUGGAGUCGGAAAUCGUCCCAGCAACGAAGGAGCACUCAGGAGAACGAGGGGAUUAAUAGCAAGGGUUGUCCAGAGAUGGAUGGUUACGCGGAGGAUGUCCCAAACGAUAGGAUACGAGAUGCUAGAAGCUGGUCGGUAAGCAACGUUAUAACUUGA
Torulaspora globosa is the source of this 1284-nucleotide messenger RNA. RefSeq lists its product as uncharacterized. The coding region runs from base 1 to 1284 and encodes 427 amino acids. The transcript has a single exon. The record is from RefSeq and is a predicted model, not a curated record. NCBI's taxonomy places the organism in Eukaryota, Fungi, Ascomycota, Saccharomycetes, Saccharomycetales, Saccharomycetaceae.